AUGCUGAGUCCUCUCCUUUGUGACGUUAAGGGCGCUUCUCUUCUCCAACGCACUGCCUCCCCCGGCCUGCUCGCCUCAUAUGAGGCAGAGAGAUGGCCAGUGGCCGUGGGGAACACUCAUCUCAGAGUCGCCAACUUUGAAUCCGCUCUGGCUGUCCCCCGCGCUCUGGGUCUUGAGCCCUACGCUGCCAGGUGCGUGCGUCUGUACCCAGUGAUAGGUGGAGGAGUAGAGAGGUGCCCAGUGGCCGUGGGGAACACUCACUGGAGAGGAGGCGACCCUUGUUUGCCAGCUUCCCUUCCUUGUACCUUCCCCAUCUUCCUUCUCUCCUUCCCCUCGUUCAACUCCUCCCCUCACUUUCCCUCACUCCCCCUCACUCCCGCUCAUUCUCCCUACUCCCCUCAUUCGUCUCGUCACCUCAAUCGUCUCUUCCCCUUUGUUCCUCCAUCCCAAAUUUCCUUCCAUCCCUUCCUUUCCCCUCCGCCCAGCUUGUUUUCAGCUGCCCUUUCCUCCUCAACAGCCAAUCAGUUCCUGCCACGUCAGCUCCAGACAACCCUCAUAGAGGCUGGGCUGUCAGCAGGGCGACAGCUGCUGCUCUCUGAUUGGCUGCUGAGCCCAGCCAAUCCCGUGGGAAGGGAGCGGUUGGCAGUGGUGCAGAGGAGUUUGGAGGAGGGGAAGAGCCUGCAGCUGUUGUUUCCACAGCACGACCUGGGAUUCAGGUGGGGAUGGGUGGAAGUGGGUGGGGAUGGGUGGGGAUGGGUGGGGAUGUGUGGGGAUCUGUGGGGAUGUAUGGGGAUGGGUGGGGAUGUGUGGGGAUGGGUUUGGAUGGAUGGGGAUGGGUACAAAAAGGGCACUCUGUCUCUUUCCCCGUCAGAUGUUCACGAAGCAGCCGCAUAUGAAUCACAAGCACUCCUUCCCAUCCCUCUUCAUCCCUUCCCACUCUCUCUAAUCUCUGUUCAUUGCCGUGCCCCUCACAGGUACAAGAAGGGCGCCUUAUCCCUAUCCCUCUCAGACGCCCAUGCAGCAGCACCGUAUGACUCCCAAGCACAUGCUGCCACCUCCACCUCCUUCUCGCCCUCCACUCUCCCUGACAUUCCUUUUUCAUUCCUUCCCAUCCAUCCCUUCAGGUACAAGAAGGGAGCACUGCGAUUGGCCUCUUCAGACGCCCAUGAAGUAGCAGCAUAUGAUUCCCAGGCACAUGCUGCCAGCUCCACCUCCUUCACUCCCUCCACUCUCCCCGGCGCCCGCCUGCCACACCGCACGCUCACCCUGCUGCUGCCCUCUGCUGCUUCUGCAAGCGACCAUCAGUCAGGGCUUGAGUUCCAACCUGUAAGUACUCCUUCCCAAUGGCUUGUAUCCUGCUUUCACGCCUGCCACUCUUGCACAAUCCCUCCGUCAACCACGUCACCCUUCCUACCAGUCUCCAAACUCCUCCCCUCAUCCCUCUCUCCCCUCAUCCCUCUCUCCCCUCAUCCCUCUCUCCCCUCAUCCCUCUCUCCCCUCAUCCCUCUCUCCCCUCAUCCCUCUCUCCCCUCAUCCCUCUCUCCCCUCAUCCCUCUCGCCCAACCGCAAGGCCCUUCCCUUUCCUCCAUCGACCUCUCCCAUUCUGGCUCCAUCACUCCCACUCUCCUACUCCAUCUCUUCUUUGUUACUCACUUUGACCGUUCCUCUUUCUCUCUUAUCCCUCCUCCCAUCCCUCCCGACCUAGCACGGCCUUUCCCGCUCUUCCAUCAGCAUCUCCCCUCUCGACUCUCUCAACCCCACCCUCCUACCCUGUCCCCCCAUCUCUCCCCCCACCUUGCAGACAUGGCCCUUCCCCCUCCUCCAGCAAUCUCUUUCCCCUGGGCUCCAUCAACCCCACUUUCCUCCUCCCUCGCAAUUCCCUCUUAUACUCACUGUCGCUGUUCCAUUUACUCUCCUACCCCAUCACCCCAUCCCUCCCCACCUGGCAGGGCCCUGCUCUCUCCUCCAUCGACCUCUCCCCUCUCGGCUCCAUCACCCCCACUCUCCUCCUCCCUCUCGGGCCCCACACUCCCCUCUGGCUCGCCUCCUCUCUCCGCGCUCACUCCCUCACUCGCCUCCCCCUCCGCCUCGCCCUUCUCGCCCCCCACCCCUCCUCCUUCUCCCCUCUCCCUUCUCUCCUCGCCCCUCUCGCACCAACAUUGCGGUAUAGUGUGCAGGGGUGAAGCAACGGGCAUGGGAAGGGCCGCUAACACAGCAGGAGGGAAGGGAGAGUGGUUGGAGUGGCUGGCAGGGGUGGGGGAUUCGGGUGCUGUUCUUGUGAGGCCUGAUGGGCAUGUGGCAUGGCGAAUGAUGCACCCACCUGCUGCUGAAACUGGCAGUGGUGCUGAUGGGUUUGGCAGCAGUGGUAAUGGAACUGGCAGUGGUGCUGUUGGGAAUGGCACUGGUGCUGAUGGGAUUCGCAGUGGUGCUGAUGGGAUUGGCAGCGGUGCUGCCGAAUCUUGUGAUGGCGUGCUGUCACACGAGACCAUGUCAGAAGCUGCUGGUGCCAUAGCAGGAGCAUUGCGAUGUGUAUUUGGAUGGGAGGACUAG
Molecule: messenger RNA, 2550 nt
Organism: Closterium sp. Naga37s-1
Lineage: Eukaryota; Viridiplantae; Streptophyta; Zygnematophyceae; Desmidiales; Closteriaceae
Source: the annotation of a GenBank genome assembly